Messenger RNA from Punica granatum (pomegranate), 2544 nucleotides. The record is from RefSeq and is a predicted model, not a curated record. NCBI's taxonomy places the organism in Eukaryota, Viridiplantae, Streptophyta, Magnoliopsida, Myrtales, Lythraceae.
CAGCUCUCUACCUCACGCGCCAGCUCCGUCGCCUCCCUAUAUAUGCGCCCGCCUGCUUCCCUCUCAAAUCACUAGCAAUCAAAUUUGACUCGAGGCGCUACCUUACCAGACGUCGCCGUUUCGCAGCUCUCUCCCUUCCCGCCACCGCUUCAGCCAACCCUAGAAUGGGCUCCCUCUCUGCUCUUGGCGAGGAGUUGCAGUACCCGCCCGCUCGGAGGGACGAGUCGGUCGUCGACGAUUACUUCGGCGUCAAGGUUUCCGAACCUUAUCGAUGGCUUGAAGAUCCUGAUAGUGAGGAGACGAAGGAGUUCGUGCAGAAUCAGGUGAAACUGACCGAAUCGGUUCUGAAGACAUGCGAUACAAGGCAAAAGCUUCAUGAUAGGAUCACAAAGUUAUUCGAUCACCCUCGAUAUGAAGCACCCUUUAGGAGAGGAAACAAGUUCUUUUACUUCCAUAACACUGGUCUUCAGGCUCAAAGUGUCCUUUACGUGCAGGAUAGUUUAGAUGCAGAAGCAGAGGUCUUGCUUGAUCCUAAUAUGCUUAGUGAGGACGGUACAGUCGCUCUGAACACGCUUUCUGUGAGCGAGGAUGCCAAAUACUUAGCUUAUGGGCUCAGUACAAGUGGCAGCGAUUGGGUGACAAUUAAAGUUAUGCAGAUAGAGAAUAAGAAAGUUGAGGCAGACACUUUAUCAUGGGUUAAGUUUACAUCUAUUAGUUGGACACAUGACAACAAAGGGUUCUUCUACUGCCGGUACCCAACUCCCAAUGAUGGGGAUGUUGAUGCUGGGACAGAGACCGACGCAAACCUCUAUCAUGAGGUGUACUACCAUUUCUUAGGAACUGAUCAAGCAGAUGAUAUUUUAUGCUGGAAGGAUUCCGACCAUCCCAAGUACACGUUUGGGGCCACGGUUACUGAUGAUGGGAAGUAUAUUCUUUUGUCCAUCACUGAAGGUUGUGAUCCUGUGAACAAGAUCUACUACUGUGACAUGUCCAGCCUUACAGAAGGCCUUGAAGGCUACAAGAAAAGAAACGAACUGCUUCCCUUUGUCAAACUUGUAGAUAAUUUAGAUGCAAUGUAUCAGCUUGUUGCAAAUGAUGAAACCGUAUUUACAUUCCUGACGAAUAAAAGCGCCCCGAAAUAUAAAUUAGUUCGCGUGGAUCUGAAGAAGCCAAAUGUUUGGACUGAUGUUGUACCAGAAGCUGAGAACGAUGUCUUGGAAUUAGCACGGGCGGUCAAUGGUAACCAAAUGAUAUUGAGUUACUUGAGUGAUGUGAAGCACGUCCUGCAGACAAGGGAUUUGGAAACUGGUGCUUUGCUUCACCCAUUACCCAUUGACAUUGGCACGGUUUAUGGUAUCUCUGCUCGUCGGGAGGAUAGCAUGAUUUUUAUUGGUUUUACUAGCUUUCUCACUCCGGGCACUAUCUAUCAGUGCGAUUUACAAAGUGGGGUCCCAGAUAUGAAGAUAUUCCGAGAAACCGUUGUCCCAGGUUUUGAUCGUUCAGAGUUCCAUGUUGAUCAGGUGUUUGUGCCUAGCAAAGAUGGUACUAAGAUACCGAUGUUUAUAGUGGCCAGAAAGAAUGUCCCCUUGGAUGGUUCAUCUCCAUGCUUGUUGUACGGUUAUGGUGGAUUUAACAUUAGCAUUACCCCAUCAUUCACUGUUAGUCGUAUUGUUCUCAUAAAACAUAUGGGAGCCGUUUUUAGUAUAGCAAAUAUUCGAGGUGGUGGCGAGUAUGGAGAAGAAUGGCACAGAGCAGGAUCACUGGCGAAAAAGCAAAAUUGCUUUGAUGACUUCAUUUCGGCUGCUGAGUAUCUUGUAUCUGAAGGUUAUACUCAACCUAAAAAGUUGUGUAUCGAAGGAGGAAGCAAUGGUGGGCUUCUCAUUGGUGCUUGUAUAAAUCAGAGACCGGAUCUUUUUGGUUGUGCAUUGGCUCAUGUGGGUGUUAUGGACAUGUUGCGAUUUCACAAAUUUACCAUUGGUCAUGCAUGGACUACUGAUUUUGGCUGUUCUGACAAUGAGGAAGAGUUCCAUUGGUUAAUUAAGUACUCUCCGUUACAUAAUGUGCGGAGGCCAUGGGAGCAUUCGGAUAAAUCGACACAGUAUCCCUCUACUAUGCUAUUGACUGCUGAUCACGAUGAUCGAGUUGUCCCAUUACACACACUGAAGUUUUUAGCGACUAUGCAAUAUGUGCUGUGCACAAGCUUGGAAAACUCCCCUCAGACCAACCCGAUCAUUGGUCGCAUCGACUGCAAGGCUGGACACGGAGCUGGGCGUCCCACCAAGAAACUGAUUGAUGAAGCUGCUGAUCGAUAUGGCUUCAUGGCAAAGGUGGUGGGUGCCUCCUGGACCGAUUAGGCAAUGGAAGCUGUACAUGCAAGAGCUUUGGGCAGACCCACAAGUUCCUAUCUGUUAUGCCAUUUGCAUACUGUAGUUUAUGUGGAGGAUUGACUGAGUAAUCUGAUCAAUUAUCCAUCUCGAUUGUGCAGAUUAAACAACAAUUUUAAUCGUAACUUCAAUACAAUGAAAAAUACUAUUUUUGGGUCAA